Messenger RNA from Betta splendens (Siamese fighting fish), 3313 nucleotides. It is a transcript of the gene cdhr1a, whose product is annotated as cadherin-related family member 1a. NCBI's taxonomy places the organism in Eukaryota, Metazoa, Chordata, Actinopteri, Anabantiformes, Osphronemidae. Gene Ontology annotation, molecular function: calcium ion binding. Gene Ontology annotation, cellular component: plasma membrane. The transcript has 17 exons. The coding region runs from base 142 to 2763 and encodes 873 amino acids. Gene Ontology annotation, biological process: homophilic cell-cell adhesion. The record is from RefSeq and is a predicted model, not a curated record.
UGACUCCUUCAGUAAGAUGUGUCAUUGGAUUAGCAUGUAAGCAGCGUGUAAGCAGCUGCCUUCAGCCUUCACCAGAAACACCUUGGGAGCUGCAUCUCGCGUGCAGGACUCUCAGCAAAGCCGACUUAAUGCUGCGGUGCCAUGACUUUCUUCUGUAGGAUGAAGAAUGUGAAGAUUUUGCAUUUCUCCCUGCUUUUCGUGUUCGUCCACGCCUGUGUCGCACGGGCAGACUUCGCUCCAUAUUUCUAUGAUAACGGACCCUACAGCCAGAAUGGGAACCUGGCGCUGUUCAGCCUGUCCGAGGACACACCUGUUGGUACGCAGAUCUAUUGUCUCAACGGCACAGAUCCCGAGGGUCAGGAGGUGAAGUAUGGCCUUUCAUUCGAUCCAGGGUCCAAGGAAUACUUCAGGGUCGACCCGGAAUCUGGAAACGUUACACUGGUGGAAAAGCUGGACAGGGAGAAACAAGACUCCUUCGAUGUUUUUGUCAGCAUCUCUGACGGGCAAAGCAAGGUUGUGGAGAGGGUGACUGUGUUCGUCAUGGACACAAACGACGAAAAGCCUGAAUUCCAAAACAUGCCUGCCAUCAUUGACGUAGUGGAGACAACGCAGUCUGGCAGCAGCAUAUUCAAAGCUGAGGCGGUCGACAGAGACACGGGCUCUGGAGGCUCAGUCACCUACUACCUGCAGAAUCCUCCGGGCAGCUUGUUCGCCAUCGACAGACAUAGCGGUGUCCUCCGUAUCAAAGCUGGAGGAACGCUGGACUUUGAGAACACAAAGACACAUUUUGUGACAGUGUUUGCGAAGGAUGGUGGUGGGAAUUUCAAUGGCAAGGAACAGUUUCUUUCAUCCUCUGCUACUCUGACAAUCAAUGUCAUCGAUGCACAAGACACGCCGCCAUCUUUUAUUGGAACGCCCUAUUUCGGCUACGUUUAUGAAGUUUCUGUGCCUGGCUCAGAAAUCUUCACGGUCGUUGCAAAAGACGGUGAUGUGGGGAAUGCAAAUCCAAUUCGUUACUCAUUUGAUGAUGGCGAUGAUGGUGUUUUCAGCAUCAACAGGACCACUGGUCGCAUCACUCUGCUGACCUACCCCAUGUAUCUAAAGAGAGAGAUCUUUAACAUUAAAGUCAGGGCUUCAGAAGUCAGUCCUGAAGGCAGACUCAUGGACUACAGCGUGACCACGGUGGUGAUCCGUGUGGUGGAUCUCAACAACAACCCACCCACUUUCUAUGGAGAGAACGGCCCACAGAGCAUGUUUGAGCUGACCAUGUAUGAACACCCACCAGAAGGGGAGAUACUGCGGGGGCUGAAAAUUACAGUCAAUGACUCGGAUCAGGGUGCAAAUGCUAAAUUCAACUUAAGGUUGAUUGGACCAGGACGAAUGCUGCGAGUUGUCCCUCAGACUGUUCUCAACGAGGCCCAAGUCACAAUCUUUGUGGAAGACUCUGCUGCUAUGGACUAUGAGAAGCACCACUUCCUCACAUACAAGCUGCUUGCUGUGGAGAUUGACACGCCGGAGAGAUUCAGCGCCACCGCAGACAUUGUCAUUCACCUCCUGGACACCAACGACAACGCUCCCAAGUUCUCCUCCGAUUACUACAUCGCCAGAAUUCCAGAGAACUCACCCGGUGGCUCCAACGUGGUGUCGGUCACGGCCACAGAUCCAGACUCAGGCCCGUGGGGUGAAGUGAGGUUCUCUAUCUACGGAUCAGGGGCCGACCUCUUUCUGAUCCAGUCCGCGUCAGGGAUAAUCUAUACCCAGCCCUGGGCGAUCCUUGAUGCAGAGGUGAGGUCUAAGUAUAACUUUUACGUGAAGGCAGAGGACUCAGAGGGGAAGUACAACCUGGCUGAGGUCUUUGUGACGGUUCUGGACCUCAAUGACCACCCUCCAGCUUUCAAUGACAACUUCCUGGAGAAGACCAUGGUGAUUGGAGCUCCAGUGAAGAUAGAGGCCGUCGACGAUGACGCAGAGGUCCCAAACAAUGUCAUCGAGUACACCAUCAUGAAAGCAGAACCGGACAACAACAUCUUCGACAUCAACGCGGACACGGGGGAGAUUGUGCUCAAGUCCUACAUCAAGUCCAUGGCCAUCAUACAGAACAUCACCCAGCAGCGAGACUUCACCUGGUCGCUGGUGGUGCAGGCGCGAGACCUCGGCCAGCCGUCGUUCAGCACCACUGCCGUCGUCAAGAUUGACAUCACAGAAGCUACCCAACUCAGUGGGGGGCCUUUGGGAUCAUUUUUAUUGCAGAAUAGAAACAAGCCAUUGCAAAUCCUAGGCAUGCUUGCUGGUGUCAUUGUCCUAAUGGUUCUUGUCACGGUCAUCAUCUCCACCGCCACAUUCAUACGUAACAAAAAGUCCAAUCGAAUCCUGCCUAACCGUCGCGUAAGGAGGCGACCAAAGGCCCAGCACACCUGGAUCUUCAAAAACCCCUUCAGAAAACCCGGGGCUUCGGGAGAGAGAUUUAAAGUCGAGGAGGAGGAGCGCGAGCCGGAGGUCAUGGCAGAGAACGUCAACUACAACAACAACGUCAGCAACGUGGUGAGACAGUGGCCGCCGCCGCCCUGCGCCCCGACUCUGCCGCCUCCAGUGCCGCCCUACACGCCAGGGGAGCGGCAGUGGGUCGUACCCACCGUGUCGGCUUCGGUGGCGCCCAAACUUAAGAAGAAGCCAGCGAUCACCAGACAGGACACUAUGAACAAAGCCCUGGUUUCAGAGCUUAAGAUGAGACUGGAGCAGAAAAGGCUCCUGAAACAUUAUUAGUGCUGGACAAAACAAUCUCACCUAAUGGGCCAAUCUGCUGUCAUGGAGUUUGCGUCAGCUGAUCAAGUCUUCAAUGUUUUAACUAACCCUCCUAAAAUGGAGCAUUAGUUAAAAAUCACUAUUUGUAUUUGGUUCAAGUCUCAUUUUCUAGCACAUAAAUCCAACCUCUUGGACUAUUUUGGGACAAACUGGAUGUUUAAACUGCUUCAGCCCAGAAGCCUUGUCGGGACAGAAGCCCUGUGGAUUUUAACAAGCAAGACUGGUUAUUUGGGAUCCAACCAAGCUCCUUACAAGAGAUUUCAUGACACUUGAACUGACUUAAGAGAUCAACCACAGGGGAGGAAACCAAAGUGAUCAUGUUAGGAAGACCUUUAAUCCUUCUGCGCAGGUGCAACACUCUGUUUAGCAGCGUUGUAUGGUUAUUUUCAGAUUUAAAGAACUUUGCCUGUUUGUUGCUGACCAUUGGUCUUUUUUAUCAACAUAUACUGGCUUUUAUUAAUUUCAUGUCAUAUUGAUAUUGCUACCAAUAAAACACAUAAUUUGUAUGUAA